UGUGUGGCCCAAGCUUCAAAGGAUUCGCAGCAAAAAGUGAGGCCAAUUCGCACGUUGAUCAGAUUUGAUCAGAAUUGAUCAGAUAUUUUCAGAUGUCGCAGAUGGCGAGGAUCAAGAUUGAAAAGUUGAUGAAAGGCAAGAAAUUGCCCUUUGACGACGAUUGUCUCGAGUACCUCCUGUCCACUGCGGCGGCGGCUGAGCAAAAGGAACUCAUAGAGCUGCUGCAGGAAUUCUGCCCCAAGUGGGCCAUGCACGAGCGGGCUACAUUGGCCGUCCAGCUCAAGAACACAUCAAGACAGGCGCCAGAAGGUUCGGCCGGCUUCCCUUCAAUGCAUGUGCAGCCCUCCACCUCCUCUCGCGCACCAGAGCCUUUCUCCGCGGGGUAUGGGCAGCCGGACGUGCCCGAUGAACAGCUCGCAGCUGACGCGUUGCUGGCUGCAAUGUUGCAGGAAGAGGAGGAUGCGCAAGCGACACUGAACAAUCCUGGCGGACAGACAGGCACUGCCAAGAAAGGCAAGAAGGCCUACAAACCGUUGAACAUCAGCUACACCGUGGCGCGCGGUGGAAAUGCGGGUCCAGCACUAGGCACCGCAGCACCUAGCAGCCUGGCAGAUGUCUUGAGACAGAAGCGCUCGCAACAGGUGCUGGAUACUGGCCCUCCCACGGGCCCCGGCCCCUUCGGCGGCCCUGACGCCCCUACGAUCCGCCCCACUCCCUGGGCGCCGGGGGGUGCCGGACUCAGCUGGGCUGAGCGGGUGCAGAUGAAUCAAGGGGAGCUGGAGACAGGAGACGCUUUGGGCACCCCGCCGCCCAUGGCCGGCACCCGGGCCCUGCACCCGCUGAAGCUCCGCGUGCGCUGGGCGCAGGCCGAGCACCACGUGGAAGCGCAGCCACAAGACACGGUGGGGGACGUGAAAAACCGAUUGGAGAAGAUGCAUGGCAUUGCUUUCUCCCUGCAGCGUCUCAUGCACCAAGGGCGGGAGCUGCGAGAUAAUGAAGCCUUGCAGCCGAUGGCCGAUAGCCAGCACCAGAUUUAUCUGUCGUUGCACCAGCGGGAGGCGCCUCCACGGACGGUUGCCGGCCGAAAUCUUCAGAUUAAAUUGCAGAUGCCUGGGUUAUCGGUGCCUAGUGCAACGACAGUACCAGAAAGGAUCACCGGCGCUGGAUUGAAAGAGCAGAUCCAGAAAGACCAUGGGAUUCGAAGUGAUCACAUCAAUCUCACCUUUUUUGGUCAUCCUUUGAGGGAUGAUAUGAGCAUCUCUGAUCAAGGGGUCGCAGCUGGAGGAUGCAUCAGCGUGUCUAUUGUAUCUGCUGCACAGAGGCGCCAGGCGGAGCGUGUGGAGCGUGCGGCCACCUUGGCCGGCAUGCAGCUGAGUGCGCAAGGGCGGGUCUUAGAUGAAUCAGAAGCUGUGGAGGCUGCGAUCCAGGCUUCCCAUCCCAGUCAAGCGGGGGUGAGUCCCGUAGGUCCCGUGGAAUUGGAUGAGGACAACAUGGGAUUUGAAGACCUCGCUGAAGGUGACGAGGAGGCCGUUGGGGACUUCAACAAGGACGUGGCCGCACAGGAGCCGCGCUUCAGUGGCGUGGUGAACCAAGCGAAGGCGAUAGCUUCGCACUAUCGGAUGGAGGACUACAUCAGCCGUGUGAGUAAGAGGAGUGGCUAUAGACUGACACUGCUGAUGCAGAAGACCAAGAAGGACAAAGUCAUUGGUUUUCUGGUCUUUCGCUUUCGGGGGCGAUCGCUCUGCGUCCUACAGCUGGCAGUGGCCAAAGACGCCCGAGGGCGUGGGGCGGGACGGUCCUUGCUGCGCUGGGCAGCACGGGAGGCACAGCGAGCGACCAUGGAAAAUGUUUUAAUCAGCACUUGGCCCUUUGGCUCUGAGCUCUUCUUAAAGUUGGGCUUUGCUGAGACUGGCGCCAUGGAGGGCGAGGACGUCAACGGCCAGGUCUGGGCCAUCCAGGCCAGACCGCUCCGAGCGGGUCGACGCGUUAAUGAGAGCUCACGAGACCAGACCAAACUCAGCAGGAAGGAUCUCACUCGAGCAGUCUUCCAAGCACUGAAUCGCAGUGGUUCUGGCUGCCUGACGUUUGAUGAGAUGAAGCCCUUCGCAAAGCACACGGGUUUUGAAGGCUCGGAUGCAGAGUGGAAGAAUGAAUUCGAGGAACUCAAGCAAGAAUGUCGUGUGAACGAGAUCGGGCUGAGGGAAUUUGAUCACCUGGUCAAUGAUCAGAGCGAUGCCGGCUGCUACUGUAGCGAUGAGGAGCUCCGGGAUCUCCUGCGGUCGUUGCCACCUUUACCGCCUCCAAGCGCUGCAACGGUACCGCCUCCAAGGGCUGCGGUACCGGUGCCUGGCACUGUGCCAGGUGCUCCAGCAGGCGCCCGCCAGCAGUUGAUCGACUCGGUCUUCCAUGCUCUGAAUCGCAGCGCUUCAGGCCAGCUGUCGGCAGCGGAGAUGAGACCCUUCGCGGAGAAAACGGGCUUCAGUGGUAGCAACGAGGAGUGGCAGGAGGAAUUCAACCUGUUGGCCACAGAAUGUGGCGGAGUUGUUGACUUCAGAACCUUUCAGCGCUUGGUCAAUGAUGAAUCAGAUGCUGGCUGCUAUUGUUCGGACUCAGACCUGCGAGAGUUGCUGAAUGCGUUGAAUGCGUUGACUGCAUUGAAUGCGUCUGGAGUGCCAAAUGGCUUCAGUGCUACGGGCGCGGAUCAGGUCGCCAACGCGGCUCCAAAGGCGGCCUCGCAGCCCACCACGGCCCGUGGCGAACUGAUCGCCGCGUGCUUCCGCGGGCUGAACGUCAGCGGAUCGGGGCACCUGAGCGCGGCAGAGAUGAAACGCUUCGCCCAGCACACCGGAUUUGGUGGCACAGAUCAAGAGUGGCAAGCGGAAUUUGCGAUUCUCAAACAGGAGUGCAAGGUGUCAGCCAUUGCCUUGAAGGACUUUCACCGCCUGGUCAAUGACCAGUCGCAGGCGGGCUGCUACUGUUCUGAUGGCGAACUGCAGGCCUUGCUCGAGUCCUUGCCGUCCGCAGAGCCGAGUGGCUUGGACCUUGGCCCUGCCAUCACCAAAGCGCAGGCCCAGGUCUUGGCCCCGCCCAGCGGACCCAGCCGGCCCAGCGGGCCGAGCGCACGCGAGAGCCUCAUUUUCAGCGCCUUUCGAGCGCUGAACCGCAGCGGCUCCGGUCACCUCAGCGCGGCGGAGAUGCGACCCUUCGCGGAGAUCACAGGUUUCCUGGGCUCGGAUGAGGAUUGGAGAAAGGAAUUUGAACUGCUGAGGCAAGAGUGCCAAUCUAGACACAUCGAUUUCACGGAGUUUCAGCGCUUGGUCAACGAUUCGUCAGAGAACGGCUGCUACUGCAACGACGACGAUCUGCGGCUAGUGGUGGAGAAGCAGAAUGUGCCGAAUGGUCGCAGCACCGUUUUGAUGCCAGGCAAUCAGGCGCCAAACGGCCAUCAGAGCAAUGACCGACCAGGAAGUGAUCGUGCGGCCUUGAUCAAGUCAGUGUUUGAUGCCCUGAACACCAGUGGAUCAAGCUACCUGAGCGCACCUGAGAUGCGGCCGCUUGCAGAGCUCACAGGUUUCACAGGCACAGACCAAGAAUGGCGAGAAGAGUUUGACUUGCUGAGACAGGAGUGUGAUGGAUCUAAGCCCGGGAUUGCUUUCACGGAUUUCGAGCGCUUGGUCAAUGAUGCCUCAGACGAUGGUUGCUAUUGUGAGGACGCCAAUCUCCGCCAACUGCUGAAGUCGCACCCGCCGCAAGCUGCCACCGCAGAGGCAGCCCAAGGCCUUCCUGCUGCUCUCAGCCGUCGUUCCUUGAUCUCAGCGGCCUUUCGAGCGCUGAAUCGCAGCGGCACGGGGCAGCUGAGCGCCAUUGAGAUGCGGCCCUUUGCCGAGCUCACGGGUUUCAGCGGCACAGACAGGGAAUGGCAAGAAGAGUUUGAGCUGGUGAGAAAGGAGUGUGCCUCAUCCUCAUCUGGGAUCCCAUUCACGGACUUCGAGCGGUUGGUGAACGACGAGUCUGAGGACGGCUGCUAUGCUUCGGACGACAUCCUUCGCCAUGUGCCGAGCUUGAUCGAGUCGAAGGAGUCCGAGUUUUCUCCCGGCACAGGGCAACAAGCAGAAGCUACGAUGGCCAAACCUCGAGGUGACCGAGCCGACUUGGUAGAGUCUGCCUUUCGCUUCCUCAACCGAAGUGGCUCGGGGUACCUCAGCGCAGUGGAAAUGAGACCCUUUGCGGAGCUCACGGGCUUCACCGGCACAGACCGGGAAUGGCAAGAAGAGUUUGAACUGCUGCGACAGGAGUGUCCAGAUGCUCGGAUCGCUUUGAGCACUUUCGUGCGCUUGGUCAACGACCAGUCAGACAAUGGCUGCUAUGCCUCUGACGAUGAUCUCGAAAAAUUGCUCAGCUCUUCCAGAUCCCAGCCUGACGGCCAAUCUAGACACAUCGAUUCCACGCAGUUUCAGCGCUUGGUCAAUGAUUCGUCAGAGAACGGCUGCUACCGCAACGACGACGAUCUGCGGCUAGUGGUGGAGAAGCAGAAUGUGCCGAAUGGUAGCGGCCCCGUUUUGAUGCCAGGCAAUCAGGCGCCAAACGGCCAUCAGGGCAAUGACCAACCAGGAGGUGAUCGUGCGGCCUUGAUCAAGUCAGUGUUUGAUGCCCUGAACACCAGUGGAUCAAGCUACCUGAGCGCACCUGAGAUGCGGCCGCUUGCAGAGCUCACAGGUUUCACAGGAACAGACCAAGAAUGGCGAGAAGAGUUUGACUUGCUGAGACAGGAGUGUGAUGGAUCCAAGCCCGGGAUUGCUUUCACGGAUUUCGAGCGCUUGGUCAAUGAUGCCUCAGACGAUGGUUGCUAUUGUGAGGACGCCAAUCUCCGCCAACUGCUUAAGUCGCACCCGCCGCAAGCUGCCACGGCAGAGGCAGCCAAAGGCCUUCCUGCUGCUCUCAGCCGUCGUUCCUUGAUCUCAGCGGCCUUUCGAGCGCUGAAUCGCAGCGGCACGGGGCAGCUGAGCGCCAUGGAGAUGCGGCCCUUUGCCGAGCUCACGGGUUUCAGCGGCACAGACAGGGAAUGGCAAGAAGAGUUUGAGCUGGUGAGAAAGGAGUGUGCCUCAUCCUCAUCUGGGAUCCCAUUCACGGACUUCGAGCGGUUGGUGAACGACGAGUCUGAGGACGGCUGCUAUGCUUCGGACGACACCCUUCGCCGUUUGCCGAGCUUGAUCGAAUCGAAGGAGUCCAAGUUUUCUCCCGGCACAGGGCAACAAGCAGAAGCUACGAUGGCCAAACCACGAGGUGACCGAGCCGACUUGGUAGAGUCUGCCUUUCGUUUCCUCAACCGAAGUGGCUCGGGGCACCUCAGCGCAGUGGAAAUGAGACCCUUUGCGGAGCUCACGGGCUUCACCGGCACAGACCGGGAAUGGCAAGAAGAGUUUGAACUGCUGCGACAGGAGUGUCCACAUGCUCGGAUCGCUUUGAGCACUUUCGUGCGCUUGGUCAACGACCAGUCAGACAAUGGCCGCUAUGCCUCUGACGAUGAUCUCAAAAAAUUGCUCAGCUCUUCCAGAUCCCAGCCUGACGGCAGUCCGGACGGCCGCAGCGCGCUGCUGCGCUCGGUCUUCGCUGCGCUGAACCGCAGCGGCUCGGGGCAGCUGAGCGCCGUGGAGUUGCGGCCCUUGGCGGAUCGCACCGGCUUUCAGGGAAGCGAUUCGGAGUGGCAUGAGGAGUUCAACUUGCUGAGACAGGAGUGUUCUGGGGGAGAGAUUCGAUGGAACGACUUCGAGCGCCUCGUGAAUGACAAGUCAGACAAUGGUUGCCAUGCAACGGAUGAGGAGCUGAGAGAAUUGCUGGAUUUUUUGAACAGGAACAGCGUCCCGGCUGUCGCUGUCCCAGUCUUCCGACCUCCGCCCGGACUGCAGCCUGCCUGGUGAUGCUGAGCUGCUGAGUUGCGCCGACCUUUGGAGAAACUGAGGAAAGACGACGUGUUAUGUGUUGUACAGUUAGGAAAAUUAUGGAACGUCCCCGGGUCAGGCAGCCAAA
Cladocopium goreaui is the source of this 6027-nucleotide messenger RNA. The record is from the annotation of a GenBank genome assembly. NCBI's taxonomy places the organism in Eukaryota, Dinophyceae, Suessiales, Symbiodiniaceae.